Protopolystoma xenopodis is the source of this 621-nucleotide messenger RNA. The record is from the annotation of a GenBank genome assembly. NCBI's taxonomy places the organism in Eukaryota, Metazoa, Platyhelminthes, Monogenea, Polystomatidea, Polystomatidae.
AUGGCAAGGCUCACUGAUGCUGCCGACUACAAUGCCGGCGAGAUAUCUGGCAUUGUACCAAGCCCACGACCCGAAUCUGUAAAUGAUCAUGCAUACAAUGGACUCCGGACUACGUGCGUUCCUCUAGGUCUUCCUGCCAAUACAAACAACAAAAUAUCCGUUUGCUUUAUCGACAAUCCCACCAAAGAAUAUGAUAUGGCAAAAGGCAUGGCCUUCCUUAAAAAUUCACAUUUGCCCUGUGACCCAAAAGGAGCUCGUGACAGUUUAGCUGAGUGGUUAGCGUGUCAACCUCCCAUCCUGCACUGUCGCGGUUCGACUCCCGCUGAGGGUGUUGAUAAGGGCGAUGCGAGUUGCAUAUUGGCCACUGAUAUGGCUCGACAUAACGACAUUCUUAACCAAUUUAAGACGUGUCUUCUAGAUGAUCUGGAGGCUAUGCAAACCAUCAGCCAGGAGACUGAUAGACCAUUGUGGGCCUCUGAUAAGAGGUUGCGGGAUCUUGUGAUGUGCAUUCUGAUCAAGGUUUGUGACAUCUCCAAUGAAGCUCGACCUUUAGAUGUGUCCUGUCACUGGAUAGACCGAUUGUUAGAAGAAUUUUUCACCCAGGUCAGUUUGAAAUUAUAG